Messenger RNA from Lachnellula hyalina, 852 nucleotides. Its product is annotated as putative oxidoreductase. The record is from RefSeq and is a predicted model, not a curated record. The coding region runs from base 1 to 852 and encodes 283 amino acids. NCBI's taxonomy places the organism in Eukaryota, Fungi, Ascomycota, Leotiomycetes, Helotiales, Lachnaceae. The transcript is spliced from 5 exons. Gene Ontology annotation, molecular function: oxidoreductase activity, acting on the CH-OH group of donors, NAD or NADP as acceptor.
AUGCCUUCAUACGUCAUCACAGGAGCAUCCCGUGGAAUCGGCUUCGCGCUACUUGACCAACUAUCCGAAGAUGCAAACAAUGUUGUAGUUACUAUUGUUCGCAACAAGGCUGCGACCGAAAGUAAAAUCACCACGGAGCUCCCAGGAAGAAAAAACAUCUUCGUCCUGCAAGGUGAUCUCACCGACGUGGAAUCUAUUAAAAAUGCUUUUACCGAGACCAAGAAGCUUCUUGGAGAUAGUCUCGAUGUCCUGAUCGCCAAUGCGGGAUACAUCUCUGACUACUCUGGUUUCCUUCCACUCAGCGAACUGGGCUCAGAUACUAAAGCUCUAGACGCGGACCUGAACCAGCUGUUCCAAGUAAACGUAGUGGGCAACAUCCACCUCUUCAACAUCUUUCUACCCCUCAUCAAAAACGGCCAGGCCAAGAAAAUCGUAACCAUCUCCUCGGGCAUGUCUGAUGAGAAACUCACACUGGAAAUCGGACUCUUCGAGGCUGGUCCGUACUCGAUCAGCAAAGCGGCCAUGAACAUGGUGAAUGCCAAGUUCCAGGCCGAGUUCAAGAAAGAGGGCAUUAUCUUCAUGGGUGUGUGUCCUGGUAGUGUUGAUACGGGGCAUUAUGACAACCCUCGCGAGAAUGCGUAUGCUGAUUGGAGAUUGUUGGCAGUGUCUCCUGAGGAUUUGCAGAGGAAUAUAGCUAUGGGUGGGAAAUUUGCUGGCUAUGCGCCGGGGUUUAAAGGCUGGGCUACUCCUAGGGAUUCGGCGCGCGAUGUGUUGAAUAUCGUUCAGAAGGCCACGAUGGAGGCUAAUGGUGGUCAGCUGGUAUCUCAUUUUGGGAAUAAGCAGUGGCUUUGA